Camellia sinensis is the source of this 402-nucleotide messenger RNA. The record is from RefSeq and is a predicted model, not a curated record. Lineage: Eukaryota; Viridiplantae; Streptophyta; Magnoliopsida; Ericales; Theaceae.
AUGGAUCCAAAAGGGUGGUAUGCACUAUUUACUAAGUUUGAGGUUGUGAGGGAUAUGUUCAUUCCAAACAAAAGGAGGAAGAUGCCGCGAUCAAGAUUUGGAUUUGUACAUUAUAGUUGUCCAGUGGAAGCAAGAAUGGCAGUUCAGAAAGCAAAUGGACUAUGGUGUGACAACAGAACAUUGAAGGUAAAAGUAGUAGAGUUUGUUAAAGGUAAGGAAGUUAGACAGGGGCCAUCAGAGAUAUUAGUUGAUAGGAGAGGUGUAGGUAGUACUAGUUGGGCUCCUGUUGCGGUACAAGGAAGAAAGUCAUAUGCCCAAGCUGUGAGUAGAAGAGGACUAGCAGCCAAUACAAGUAUAACCACAAGUGGCAGCAAAAUUUUGAAGGGUUGUGUGAUUCUAUGA